AUGUUGAGUGUUGAAGCGAUGCAGCUUGCCCGUCUCCUAAACCUUCACCGGAUUUCCGAUUACGAGGGUCUUAACUGUAUUGAGACCCAACUACGGAAAAAGGGGUUCUGGUUGAUAUUUUAUAGUUUUGUCCAUGCACAUCUGCAGAAUUUGCUCGGUGAGCGACUCACUUACUUGGAUCCUGCUUUGCUCCAUUCCAUCAACCCAGAGGAUCUCAUGCCACUCGGAGUAGAUGAUGAAUUUAUUUCCGAAUACGAAGUGGUUACCGACGCCAGUACCCAGCCAUGCUUAGUAACAGGGUUCAUUUUCCACUCACGCGUGUUUUGGGCUGCUAUCAGAAGCCCCUGUCCAACUCAAGAGGAUUUGUGCCCCUGCGUUAGAUCCAAGGACCAACGGGCCCAGGUGUCGUACUUCCAAGAGCGCCUGAAUUGCCUCCAGAAUCUGCUCACCGACAUUCCCCCGUUCCUCCUACCAUGGGAGUCUACCGGAGAAAACUUCAAUACGAAUGCGACUGAUGAAAAGGCAAAAAUAAUUGGAUCGCAAAUGGCAUCACUACGAGCAAACUUGCAUGUCACUCAUCUGUGGCUGCAGAGUCUCAUCUUGGAUCAGUUGGAAGCUGCGCAGUCUCAUCAACGUAGCCAGCCUUCGGUGACGAGUCUAGAUCAGCCGUCCACGGCGUUGGAUCAACGAUUGCUCUGGAUAGAGAGAGAAAAGCUUUGCCGUCAAAUGUUUUUCAUUUUGUUCAACUUUCCGCGUAUAAGCCUGGAGGCGAAUGGUUUGCAUCUAGCUAACAAAGUGCGCGAUAUCGCGGCGAGUCUUCUGGCCUGUCCAUUCCACCCUGAUGAUCCAAUAUCAAAACAGGCGGCCGAAUAUAUUCAGCUUUCCACUGAUGUGCUCUCCCGACUGGACAGUAGUGAAAGCAUGAACACCAUGCAUUUACAGACAUGGGUUGACACAGAUCGCAUUCAUAAUUGA
Messenger RNA from Penicillium soppii, 975 nucleotides. RefSeq names its product fungal specific transcription factor domain-containing protein. The record is from RefSeq and is a predicted model, not a curated record. The transcript has 2 exons. The coding region runs from base 1 to 975 and encodes 324 amino acids. Lineage: Eukaryota; Fungi; Ascomycota; Eurotiomycetes; Eurotiales; Aspergillaceae.